Messenger RNA from Verruconis gallopava, 1388 nucleotides. RefSeq lists its product as hypothetical. Lineage: Eukaryota; Fungi; Ascomycota; Dothideomycetes; Venturiales; Sympoventuriaceae. Gene Ontology annotation, biological process: secondary metabolite biosynthetic process. The record is from RefSeq and is a predicted model, not a curated record. The transcript has 2 exons. Bases 33 to 905 code for a protein of 290 amino acids.
CACAGAGGCAGCAAGGUUACAAAUACAAUGUGAUGAACCUUCUGAGGCAGACAGCGCGCACUGCUGUCAUGGCUGCCAAACUGCCUGCCUUACCUGAGGUGGAACGGGUCAGCCCGAAGGUGAUACGGAUUUUGGGCGGGAAUCCGAGCAAGUUCACGCUGCAAGGCACGAACACGUAUCUCAUCGGACAGGGGCCGAAGAGGAUACUGCUGGACACGGGCGAGGGCAAGCCGCAAUGGUUUGAGACGCUGAAAAAAGUGUUGUCAGACGAGGGGGCCAGCUUGGAGGCGGUGCUGGUGUCGCACUGGCACCCAGACCAUAUCGGCGGCGUCAAGGACGUGCUGACGCUGUCCCCGGCUCCAAGGGUGUACAAGAACGAGCCCCAAGAGGGCAUGCUGAACAUCGAGGACGGGCAGAAAUUCUGGGUCGAGGGCGCAACGCUCCGGGCGUUUCACUCGCCCGGACACACGACGGACCACAUGGCGGUGAUCCUCGAGGAGGAGGACGCCAUGUUCACGGGCGACAACAUACUCGGCCACGGCACUGCCGUCUUCGAGGACUUACAGGUCUACCUCGACAGUCUGCAGAAGAUGUCGACUGCUGUUUCCGGACGGGGCUACCCGGGUCACGGAAGCAUCAUCGACAACGUUCAGACGAGAGCAAACGAGUACCUGGCGCACCGCGCGCAGCGCGAACGUGAGGUGCUCGGUGUGCUCACACAGAACCCGCAUGGCCUGACUGUUAUGGAGAUGGUGAAGAUUAUUUACAAGGACGUGCCGGAGAACUUACAUCUGCCCGCGAGUAAGGGUGUGCUGCAGGUGCUGUGGAAGCUACAGGAUGAAGGGAAGGUGAGCAUCGAUGACGAUACGGAGAGGUGGAGUUUGCAGGAGAAGGCUUCACUGUAGGUCCUUGCCUCGCCUGUGACGCGUUUCGACGCAUCUUGUUCAUUUCGAACGAGUUGCUUUUUCUUUUCUUUCUUUUCUUUUUGGAAAUGAGCGUUUCUGCAUUAUAUUUAAAAUCAAUUGCCCCUGCUCGCUAUGGAAACUGCCCAGACCCAUUACAAUCAGCUGACAAGCUUUCUCCGUAGCAACACGGCUUAGAUUAUGCGCGAUCACCAAAUCUACGCUCGCCCUCGCUAUCCCAUAUACUAUCUUUAGAUUUCCAUCUAUGUCAAUCGUGAUCUCGCCCGUACUCCCAACGCCUCCACGUAAUCUGAGUCAACGGUCGAUCACACACAAGACUUGCAUCGCAUUGCUGACAUCAUAAGAACCAAGAAUGCUUUAACGAACGUUGGUUCUAUUGCGGGUAUCAAUGCGUGAAAAUAGACAUUAUCAUCUAAUGAGUGCCACAUGCUAUGGUGUUAGAUCUGGCAGGACCGUGGUUGUCGG